AUGACUUCAGAUCCAGAUUUACAUUAUAAUGAAAUCGAUUAUCUUGUCAAUUCAUUAUCUUCGCCAUUAAGUUCUCUAAGCAUUAAUGAUUCAGAAGAAUCCAAUACAAAGAAACUUUAUCAUCAACAACAUGAAGAUUGGGAUAGUUUUAUAAACCUUUUAUACUCGAAUUCAAUUUCUGAUGAUGAUUUAUUUGAAAUUAUCAAGAGUUUUAUUAACCCAAAUUUCAAAUCGAAAUAUCAAAAUUUCUUUAAUAAUUUAAAAUUUUGUUUAUAUCAAGAAAGUAAAGUGAGAUUACUACAAAAUCAAAGAUAUGGACUUGACCAGCAACCAAAACAUCAAUAUCAGCCAACAUCACUGUUGUCGUCAAAAUAUCUUGAAGACGAUGAGAUUAUCUUCAGUAAAAAUGAAAAUUCUGAACUUUAUGAUCAUUUCAUAAGAAUAUUAUUUACCACUAGAGAAUCAAUGCCAGAUGAUUUAUGGGAAGAGUCGGUCUUUGAGUGUCUUGGAAAUUGGCCGAAUCUAAUUGAACAAUUCAAACAAAUUAUUAUUCGUGAAACCAUUAAUUUUUAA
Messenger RNA from Entrophospora sp. SA101, 573 nucleotides. The record is from the annotation of a GenBank genome assembly. NCBI's taxonomy places the organism in Eukaryota, Fungi, Glomeromycota, Glomeromycetes, Entrophosporales, Entrophosporaceae.